AUGUCGAAGACGGUCAAGGACUUGACGGCCGGGACAGCGGGGGGAAUCGCGCAGGUGUUGGUGGGCCAGCCGUUCGACAUCGUGAAGGUGAGGAUGCAGACGGCAUCGAAGGGGACGUACAGUGGAAUGCUCCACUGUGCGGGCGGGAUCCUGAAAAAUGAAGGGCCUCUGGCGUUCUACAAGGGAACCCUGACACCUCUGCUGGGCAUCGGCGUCUGCGUCUCGAUCCAGUUCGGCGCGCUCGAGUACUCGAAGCGGUACUGCGCGCAGUACAACCGCGCACACAACCGCGGCGGUCCAGGGGGUGCGACGUUGGAUGAUGCGCAAAUAUUCAUAUCUGGUAUUUUUGCGGGGCUGGCGAACGGCGUCGUGUCCGGGCCCGUCGAGCACAUCCGUAUACGUCUGCAAACCCAGUCGGCGACAAACCCAGUAUACGCCGGCCCAUACGACGCGAUCAAAAAAAUAUACGCCGCGCGCGGAAUCCCCGGCAUCUACAAGGGCCAGGUCGUGACCCUCUGGCGCGAAGCCGUCGGGUACGGCAUCUACUUCUGGGCGUACGAAAAGCUGAUGCAGCGCGAAAUGGCGGAGAAGGGCAUCCGCCGCGACCAGGUCAACCCCGCGAACGCGGUCCUCUUCGGCGCCGCAGCGGGCUACGCCCUGUGGGCGGUCAUAUACCCGAUAGACAUGGUCAAGUCCCGCAUGCAGACGGACGGAUUCUCCGCUGCGGACGGGCAAAAAUACAAGUCCACGUUAGACUGCGUGCGGAAGGUGUGGCGCACAGAGGGCAUAGGCGCGUUCACGCGUGGCCUGGGGCCCACGCUCAUACGUUCGCCAUUCGCGAAUGGCGCGACAUUCCUUGGGUUCGAGAUGGCAAACCGGUUCCUCAACUCGUGA
This is a messenger RNA of Sparassis crispa, 894 nucleotides long. RefSeq lists its product as uncharacterized. The record is from RefSeq and is a predicted model, not a curated record. The transcript has 7 exons. Gene Ontology annotation, molecular function: L-ornithine transmembrane transporter activity. Bases 1 to 894 code for a protein of 297 amino acids. Gene Ontology annotation, biological process: mitochondrial L-ornithine transmembrane transport. Lineage: Eukaryota; Fungi; Basidiomycota; Agaricomycetes; Polyporales; Sparassidaceae.